CUUCCUAACAUUCACAUACGAAUUUAUUCAUUAGCAGGUCCAUUCUUUCACAAUGGUACUUAAAAAAGGUUUUUGACUGGAGCAUUGGGGCUACAAUUAACGAUAGUACUACAGCGGAGGAUGACGUCGACUAAAGUUGCAUACGCAAACUACUUUUUGAGCAGGAGCAGCAACUUGUUCAGUGUGUAUUUUCAAUCCACCAGAAGAGAGAGAUACACCAUCAAAGCAUCGAGGGGAAAGGAGGAGAAGAAUAAUUGCUAUCAGAAAGGACAUGAAGCCCUAAAAUUACUGUAUUCCUAAUACUGAUGUUUCUGCUAAUUUCAUGGGCUAGUUUAACGGAUACGACGAUUUUCCUUCAUACAGCUAUGGCGGCAUGGGAUCUCGUAGUGGAGCAUUCAAUGAACAAUACCGAUGCUAUUCGGUAGCAAUGAUGCAAGGGAACGAACGUCAGAAUGUUAACCAUGGUGGCAAAAUUAUCUUGCCCCAGUCUGCCUUAGCAAAGCUUGCAUCACUUCAUAUUCAAUACCCAAUGCUGUUCGAGCUUUCACGUGGGUCCCACUCUACACAUGCUGGUGUCCUUGAGUUCAUUGCUGAGGAAGGACGUGUGUACUUGCCACACUGGAUGAUGAAAACACUUACACUAUCGGAAGGCGAUCUGGUCACGGUCAAGAGCGUAGAGCUUCCACUUGGAAGCUUUGUCAAGAUCCAGCCACAGAGCGUUGAUUUUCUGGACAUUAGUGAUCCUAAGGCAGUGCUUGAAAACGCGUUGCGGAACUUCUCGACGUUAACUGUAGGCGACAACAUUGAAAUAUCAUAUAAUGACAAGAUCUACGGGAUUCUUGUCAUGGAGAUCAGGCCUCCAAGUGUCGGCAUCUCAAUUGUGGAAACUGAUCUAGAGGUUGACUUUGCACCGCCAGUUGGAUACCAAGAGCCUACACCUGUCCCGAGAGGCCGGCCUAUUAUGAUAAGACAAAUAACUUCAUUAUAUAAUCUCGCGUGAAAAUGUAAUUACAGGAGAGUAAGCUUAGAAGAGAGGUUGAACAACGAAUGGCAACGCCUGAUAGUACCAGCAGAUCGCCCUUCGAAGGUCAAGGUCAACGGCUCAGUGGAUCAACUAACAAAAGGUAUUAGUUUUAUUUAUUUAUUUCUGGAUAUUUCUGGUAUUUUAAAUGGAUUGUUGAAUAACACUAAGCAAAU
Lobosporangium transversale is the source of this 1197-nucleotide messenger RNA. RefSeq names its product ubiquitin fusion degradation protein UFD1. Gene Ontology annotation, molecular function: polyubiquitin modification-dependent protein binding. Lineage: Eukaryota; Fungi; Mortierellomycota; Mortierellomycetes; Mortierellales; Mortierellaceae. Gene Ontology annotation, cellular component: VCP-NPL4-UFD1 AAA ATPase complex. The record is from RefSeq and is a predicted model, not a curated record. Bases 374 to 1000 code for a protein of 208 amino acids. The transcript is spliced from 6 exons.